Molecule: messenger RNA, 1938 nt
Organism: Tigriopus californicus
Lineage: Eukaryota; Metazoa; Arthropoda; Copepoda; Harpacticoida; Harpacticidae
Exons: 2
Coding region: 85-1731 (548 amino acids)
Source: RefSeq, a predicted model, not a curated record
GUGAAUGCUCACACAAAUGUCAGUCUGUCAUCAAGACUUUUCCGAUAGACUGGUCUCGAGUUCGUUCUAAGGCUUUGAUUGGGAAUGAAACGAGUCUCAUGGGCUGGCACCAGCCUCACUCUGGUUCUUUAUUGGACUUGGUCAUGGCCUUCCUCGGUUUCAGGAUCAGCCCUAAUGGCUGACAAUCCCAUGGAAUCGUUCGCCGAUGCGAUUAAGCGAGCCAGUAAUGGUUUCGAUGGGACCCUGUCAGACACUCGGAGGCCGUCGUCCACGAGUAAUCGAAGAGGUAAUCAUGGAUCAAUGGAACAUUCAUCGGAUGAAGGAUACCGCGAUUUUGGCUACGAUAUGAACGACAGCUCAGAGAGAAAAAGUCAUCGGAGCUUCAGUGGGAGCAGUAGCUCCAUGAACCAUAACCACAUGGGAUCGUCCCAUGCCAGCUCAAUGCACACUCAGCUGAGUUCCAAGUCAUCCUUCAAUAAUGAAGAUACGGGUAUGAUGGUCCAACAGGGCUUUGGGGACCAAGAGCAACACCAACAAAGCUAUUCCUACUCAACCGAAGCACCGUAUCAAUCUCAAACGCGAUGUUAUCCCUACUAUGAGAACCAUCCCAUUGACAAAUGCGAGAACUACACCGAAAAGAUAUGCCGGACCUCGCAAAAGGAGCAUUGCAAGGAUGUGCCCGACAAGAACUGCAAGGCCAUUGUGUCAUCGGGUCAGAUUCGGAAAUGCUUUAACGUCACCGAGAUCAUCUGCAGCCUGAAAGAGGACAUCAAAUACGAGGUCAUCCAGGUCCCUUAUGCCAUUCAGAAGUGUCACAAGGUCCCUCAAAAGGUCUGCGAUAUCGUUUAUGAGACGGUCUUGAAGACCCGAGAGGCCAAUCCUUGCUUGAGGGUGGAGAAUCCCAAAUGCAUCAAUAAGAACUAUCCCGUCUACGACCGCACCUGCAAAAGCACCACCUAUUUUGACUGUGACACCUACUACUAUGGUCAAGGUGCCAGCAUUGUUCCCUCCAAAGAUUUUGGAUCCAGGAGCGACGGCUACGGCCAAUCCAAUCACGAAAGCACCAGUAACUCUGGGAGCAACUACGGCGGCUACGAACAGACCUAUUGCCGCAAACAACCCGACACGAAAUGCUACCAAACCCCGCGCAGUGUUACGCAACAGCGUUGCUAUCACAAGCCCGAGAAAGUGUGCGAGAAAUUGAGUUUGCGAAUCCCGUCCAUUAAAUCCAAAAAGAACUGUCACACCGAGUACAAGAAGGUCUGCGCUCUGGAGGAACACGCCGAGCCCAAGCAAGUCAAGAAGUACAUCUACCAGAAGACCUGUCGAAAGGUACCCAGGAGUAUUUGCGAAAACACGGAUGUCAAGAAAUUGGUCCCCUCGUGUGUCAAGACCACGCGGAAAUCCUGCAACUACAAGCCGGUCCAGAAGUGCGAAUCCAUUCCGAGAAAGUAUUGUUACAAAAUCUACAAGAAAGUUCGCAAGGAUAAAUGUGAACCUUACGUGGAGCCCACGACCCCUCGGGCCUAUCCCGCAGAGAUUCCGGGGGAUUCCUCUUAUCAGAGCAUGGCCGACGAGCAGAAUAGCUACAACGGAAUGGACAUGACAGGGGGCAGUAAUGACAUGGCUAUGGAUAAUGCCAUGAGUUACAGUGCCAAGGAGUCCAUGGGUUCGUCCAUGUCAGGGUUUGAACACUCUCCAUCAAUGCCUUCGUACAAGAGCGGCUAUUAAGGUGGACAUGACCAAGAAGAUUCAUACAUUUAGAAAUCUAGUUAGUUAAGUAUCAUUUGAUUUGGGGAAGAACAUGCUAACACCUUGUCUUGAAGGCAUCAAGUUGUCACGAACUGUAUUAGUAUUAAGGGGAUAGAUACUCUGUCCACUAGAGGCCGUUAAAGCUCCACGAAAAUGAAUGAAAUACACCAUUGAACUGUGCUCUAA